CGUAGACGUUGGCCCGCCCGUCGGCCCGCCGCAACCCUUCAGAGGCCGCCCUCCACCCGCAACGUUGCUGCUACCGGACGCCCUCUUCCCUGCGCAUACGACUGAACCGUGCACGGCUCCCACCGCCAUCAUCGCGACUGCGCGCCGAGCACACGUGGCGAGCGCGCCGGCGAGCUGCAUGACGGCGCCCAGACUAUGCCCGGCAUCCUCAUGAUGAACCACAGCGCAACCGACUCAGCAAGAGAUGGAGAAAACAAGAAGCGCUCGUUCGACGGGAAGGUGGUCAAUGGGAUCGAAGCGCGCAGGGACACGGCCGUCAUGAACGGGAACAUGGGCAAAGCCACCACGAACGGCGCCUCCACAGCCGUGCCGGCGCCCACCAUGGAUCAGUCCUCAGAGCUGCCGCCUGAGAUUGCGCAUAUUGGGCCGGAGGCUUACCACCCCUUGUCGAAGCUGCUAGCACGAAUCGCUCAGGAAUGCUACAAUGCGCUCGAAGAGGCACUCCACAAGAUGUCUGGCAUGUCGCUGGGCCAGCAAGCCAACGGUGCCAUGAUAAACGGUGUCGUUCCUCAGGACAACCCAGAGGUCAACAAACGGAAGAAGCUACUCCUUCUCAAGUUUGCGCAAGAAAAUCGAGCCAAGUUCAUAAAGCUGCUGGUAUUGACUGAAUGGGGGCAGAAGUCGGCCCUUGACAUUGGCAAGGUUAUCGACCUGUAUUCCUGGGCAAAAGAGCAGGCUGCGCACAUGGACUUUGUGGACGAGCAGGUGAAUCAGAUCAAGAUCCUCUCAGCGUACGCGCGGGAGAACAACCCGGACAUCAGGACUGCAUUGGAAGUUUUAUCGACGGGGAAAGCGUCCUGGAUCCCAACUCUGGAUUACAUACCACCCGAUCCCGUCUCAUCGGACAAGGCGCUCAAGCUUCUGCGCGCCAUGAACACAUCCCUUUCGAUACGGCUGAAUGUACACGAGACCCUUCCGCGACACCUUCGAAACUGGCGGAUACAGUCAGGUCGCGCCAUUUUUAUGAUUGAGAACGAGAUGGAGUUUGACGUGUUAUCCUUUGCUGAAGAUGCGAGCGAUCAGUGGUGGUUCCUUGACCUGCGGUUACUGUUCGCCCCUGCGCCAACAAUUGAGCUCGGCAGUAAAUUCCUUUUGGCACUCAAGCCUCAGGCAGAUUACGUUCUGCGCGAGAAAGGCCUGUCCGGCCUCUUCGACUUCCUUCACAACUUCGUCCUCACCCACAAGCUCUCAGUGCUGAGAUCGCAGGCCGACGGUCUCGCCCGCUCGGGGUGGAUAGGGUCACUGAGAGUUGAGCCAGUGCAUCGCGAACUCGUGGUUCAGUACUGGACCGACAGGCCAGGGAGGAAGAACUGGAUAGAGCUUGGCACGACAAGCAACAAACCAAAGAACGGAAAGAUGUCCUGGCGAGGUCCUCCAGUACCAUCCCUGACAGCGCGCUGGUUUCGCCAAGGGAAGGAAGUGGUGGAUGUCGACCUCGAGAUCGACUGGAACGACCUCUCGAUGGAGCGUAUACUCAAGCGCGUCAUCGCACUUCACACUGCUCAGAUACUACGAUCGACACGGGAGCAUUUCGAUUCGAGGCUCGAUAUACACGCGAGCUUGUCUGAGUCUGAGCCUACGGACUGCAGUCUCACUGCGACCCUUGGAACAGUAUCCAACUCGGUCACGCUAUCACUGGAGCCAGUAACCGGCACUUACAUCAUGCAACCAGCCAGCGCGCUUGCAGCCAGAGCCGAGUUCGCCAUGAACCAAGGCAGAGAGCCAGCACAGAUAGCAGGCAUACUCACAUUAAUGCUCUCGCAGACGCUACGGGAUCAAAUUCAGAGAACUGCGCAGCAACUAGGAUGGCAACAAAUCACGAGGCAGGCUCUACGACCGGAUGCUGUGCGGGCAGCUGUGAAGUCGAACGUCUUGGAAUACGUCAUGUACUCGCCUCGUGGCUGGACAUCAACUUGGGCAUUGGCCGCUAUUGUGGGCACUGCAGGCGAGUCGUGGUGCAUAUUUGAGAUGGGGUCCAAUGGCAUUUCGAUCGAGCACGCCGAACAGAUCGUAAUGGACAGACACGACGGCAGCAGCAUGGCUAUCAACCGCAAUACCUUGACCCGCGUAGAGCGUGUAGCCGUCCAGCUGCUCUCCUUCCGAGUCACAGCCCGUCAGUUGGAGAAAGAACACAAGAUGUUCACACUGCGCCACCAGUUCAGUGCAAGUAGCAAGCCAGCCGAGGCCAACACCAUCGUUCAAGGCUGGGCUAUGCAUCUGCAGACGACCGACCUACUCACCACCAAGUCCGGAGAGCAACCAUGGCUCGAGGACAGCAUUGCUAUCGCCUGCGAAGGGCUCAAGAGCGAUGGUCGUAGUGUGUGGCACAUAGCCGAUGGUCGCAUGGUCAAGAAUGCAGCUGCAGACAUGCAAAAGCUCAUGGCCGCUUCACCACAGAGCAGCUUCAAAUUCACAGCAGACGGCAGCUUCAGGAUCCUUCUAGCCACUCCAUUUGGCAGCGACAUCCUCGGCGAGCUUCGAGCGCGACUCCGCGACGUCAACCGCCUGCGCUCAUUCGCUACCACCCUCCAGAAACGCCAGAUGCGCCUCACAGCAUCGUCUCUCCAAAAGGUGCAAUUUCAAUACGGGCCUUCUCCGCAUAUCGCAGCCGUCUCCUUCGCCUCCGAGAACGAGGUCGCCAUCGAGAUCCCUCCGUCGAAUCCACACCACCGCAUCCACCGACUCCUCACCUCAAUUGCGAACGACCGCAACCCCUUCCUCCCACUCCUCUCCUUCGGCGACGCAAAUGGCAUCGACCAUUUCUGCACUGUGCUUGUCCUUACGCGCUCCCUCCUCACCGUGCUCCGCGAACUGGAUACCGCGACACCGGGCAAUAUCCGUAAUCCUGCCAUCCAUGUGCACUCAGUCUUUAAGUACCGCCUCACCUACGAGAAUCCGCUUUGCACGUUCGACAUCCGCCUCCAGCCCAAGAAUGACAAGGUUUACUGGUUCAUCGAAGAUAACCUUAGGCAUGCUCCUGACAUUCGGCCUACGCCUGAAAGGAAUCCGCGUCACAGACGGUUGGAGACUCUGCAAGAGAAAUUGAAAGAGCUGUUCAGGGGCAAGGCGGAGGGCUGGUUCGGCACACGGAAUGGCAUCGUUGCAGAGCUCGACGCCGUACCCGAUGCAUUGAGGAAGCUGAACGAUACCGUGCUGAGCUGCAAGAUGGAAGGCGGAUACAAACCGCCCUCACCACUGGAAGUUCCGCCGCAACAGCAAGCGAAAGGCAACUCUCCACAGCUGACGAGACAGCCGUCACAACAGCAGAUGCAGCAGCAGCAGCAGCAGCAGCAACAACACGCUCAGCAGCAACAGCAGAAUCGUCCACAACAGUUCUCACCUCAGAUGGCGAGGAAACAGCAGCCAGGUCAGCAACAGCCGAACGGUCGUCCGCAGCCGAAUGGAGGGCAGAGGCCGACGCCCCAGCAGAUUCAGCAUAUGCAGCAGUUGCAGCAGGCCAGGGCGGCGCAGCAGCAACAGCAACAGGCGAGGCAGGGGAAGACGGAUGUCAUUGAGAUUGACUGAGCAUGCAUCGACGUUUCG
Messenger RNA from Macroventuria anomochaeta, 3603 nucleotides. Its product is annotated as MED14-domain-containing protein. The record is from RefSeq and is a predicted model, not a curated record. Gene Ontology annotation, cellular component: mediator complex; core mediator complex. The coding region runs from base 196 to 3585 and encodes 1129 amino acids. Gene Ontology annotation, molecular function: transcription coregulator activity. Gene Ontology annotation, biological process: regulation of transcription by RNA polymerase II. Lineage: Eukaryota; Fungi; Ascomycota; Dothideomycetes; Pleosporales; Didymellaceae. The transcript is spliced from 2 exons.